UGGUGAUGCAUAUUUAAUGGUGCAAAUUUCAAAGGAACUUCUUCAUGGACUUAUAUGUGCAUCUGGAACAUGUAGGUCAAUCUAUUCUGGAAGCCAGCUAUAACGUUGAACAGACCCAUUGCCAGCAGCCUGAAAAUUUGAGGAGUUCAGACUCCAAAGUGAGAAUCAACCAACAGAUGAUCCAGUAUUAAUGUCAAAUCCUUCAAUUCAAGAUGUCAAACCUAGAGCUGUGGAGCAAACAUCUUACCCUUAAAUCCAUGAGUGUGAUCUUCAGGAAGCCUGUGAGGUGGUCACUGAUGGCAAUGGCAAUGACUGAGCUGUUGAAUCUGAUAUGAUUCAAGCAUAUCAGAGGCCAGAAAGCAGAAGAGAAACCAAGUCUACCAGAUCAGCCAUCUGAGAAAGAGGAGUCAAAGAAAAGUUGUUCAAGUUCUCGUUCUCAGGGUCCUCAAUACCAAACCACUUCCACUGAUGACAACGCCACGUUGUUCAAGAUAAACCACUGCUUCUACUGCAAGCAACCACAUUAUAAUAUGAUGGCUCAUCUUCAGUCCGUUCAUCCGAACGAGCCAAAGGUGGCCGAAGCUCUCAUCUUUGACAAGAACUCGCAGCAAAGAGACGAUCUGCUCAAGCAUCUUCAAAUUAGGGGAAAUGCCUUGCACAACACAAAUUUGGUUGAACGCAAUGUAAAUCAAUUACAGCCAUAUGGGUUGUUUGCAUCAGACUGCCCAGUUGAUGAUAGUGUUUAUUGCAUAUACUGUUUAGGGUUAUUUAACAAGAAGAGUUUUGCUACGCAUUUAGAGAAGUGCAAGGGCAAAUCUGUUGACAGUUCAGAGGAUAAUAUAUUACAAUUCAAAGAUUCUACUGUAAACGAAGAUUGCUUUGAAAUUAAGGAAAAUUCUCAAAAACCAAGCACUGGACCAGAAUUAACAGACUGGAAUCGUGAAGAAUUAAGUUACUCAGAGUGCGACAAACAAAGUUCGAAGGCUUCAACGUGGGAUACCAGCUUUUUCAGAGUUCACCCAGAAAACGAUGCUUUCAAAAAUAUAUGUGAGGAGUUCAGUCCACCGCACAGUGACCAAUCUCUGAAUAAUGACACAAGCAAGAGUAGUCCAAAAGCCCGAACAUUUGGAACGAGGAGGAAGAGGAGGAAAAAUCAGUCACAAAUCCCGAAUGAUGGCUUGCUGGGUGAAGGAGAGAUGGCCAACUCAAAAGUACAUGUCUGCCAGCACUGUAAGGCAGCUUUCAGCAGUCCGUACACGCUGCGCAGACAUGAAUACACCCAUACAGGUGAGAGGCCAUUCUGGUGCCAUCACUGUAAUGUGGGCUUUAUCCAGAAGUAUCGUCUUUUAAAGCACAUAUUUGCAUACCAUGGGGACGUACCAUCUAGCUCAGACCAAGAAAAACUGAAAAGGGCAAAGAGAAGAAUUCCUGGUGGAGAGACAUCAGUGGAGGAGGAAAUGAACCUGGAGCCUACAGCAAUAAUUCCUGAGAGGUUAGCAGAUGCUGUUAAUGAUGACACUGGGGAAAACAUUCAGACACUACAGACUACAGAGCAAGACACAGAGGCAGUAGAGUUUCACUGGGAAGCGGACGCAGGACAUGGCAAAAUCAAUGACUCUGACACAGACUGUUGGAAAUUCUUGUUUACAUCUUAGUGUUGUUUUAAAGGUUACCACAUAAUUGUUUUAUUUGAUUUGUAAAUGUAAUUUAACCAAGUUGAUAAUUUUGUCUAUAGUUCAGAUCAUAUUCUGUUUAACAACUGAGGAUGACACUAGGUUUGAAUUAAACACAAAACUUUAAGUC
Messenger RNA from Danio rerio (zebrafish), 1803 nucleotides. The record is from RefSeq and is a predicted model, not a curated record. NCBI's taxonomy places the organism in Eukaryota, Metazoa, Chordata, Actinopteri, Cypriniformes, Danionidae.